Molecule: messenger RNA, 3151 nt
Organism: Nothoprocta perdicaria
Lineage: Eukaryota; Metazoa; Chordata; Aves; Tinamiformes; Tinamidae
Gene: CKAP4
Product: cytoskeleton associated protein 4
Exons: 1
Coding region: 39-1328 (429 amino acids)
Cellular component (GO): rough endoplasmic reticulum
Source: RefSeq, a predicted model, not a curated record
AUUCCCUUCAAGCCACAUUUGGGGAGUUUGAAUCCCGGAUGAAAAUCUCUCAGCAGAAGCAAGAAGUUACUGAGAAGGCCGUUAAGGAAGGAGAGAGUGAAAUCAACCGCAUCAGUGAAGUGCUUCAGAAGCUGCAAAAUGAGAUCUUGAAGGACUUGUCUGAUGGCAUCCACAUGGUGAAGGACGCAAGGGAGCGAGACUUCACAUCCCUGGAAAACACAGUGGAAGAGAGACUAACGGAGCUGACCAAGUCAAUAAAUGAUAACAUCGCCGUAUUCACUGAAGUCCAGCAAAGGAGUCAGGAUGAAAUCAACACUAUGAAAGCAAAGGUUGAUUCUCUAGAAGAGACAGAUCUGUAUAAGCAUGAAAUAAAGGUGCUGAAAGAUGCUUUUGAUGAGAUGCAGACCUCCAUGAAAACCAAAGAAAAGGACAUAGAGGCCUUGAAAAGUACAAUAGACUCCAUGGAAUCUGAUGUGUAUACUGAAGUGAAAGAGUUAGUCAACCUCAAACAAGAACAUGAGAAAUUCAAAGAGGCAGCAGACACUGAGCACCUUUCAUUAAAAGCUUUACAAGAAAAAGUUCUUAGAGCUGAGGAUUCGAUUAUGCAGCUCCCUGGUGACAUUAAAAGGCUUGAUGAAGAUUUACUGCAAAUUAAAGCGGACCUCCACAAAUGGGAGGAAAAUGAGCUCUUCAGAAAAGCAUUAGAAGCUUUUGAAAAGAACGGCCAAGGACUAGAGUCUCGACUGAGUCGCAUGGAAGAGAGCCUGGAGUCUCUCACUUCUGUUGCUGCUCAACAUACUGAAAAGUUGCAGUCUUCCCUUUCUAAGGAAGCAGAAUAUGGAGAGAAGCUCAGAGCCUUAGAGCAAAGUGUUACCGCUCUUCAGGGAAUCUCGGAUAUGGACGUAGCCGCAGUUACAGACGUCCUGAGAAACCUUGGUGAAUCACAGACCUCACUGUACAAUGACGUGGAGACCUUGAGGAGGAGCAUCAGUGACCUGCCGUCCUCCGGUGCUCUUGAGGACGUCAAGAAACAAAUCAGUACCUUGCUGGAGCAAGGAGAUCUUCAGGCAGGCCAAGCACAUUCUCAAGGCUAUCUYGAAAAGUUUUCUUCUGUUGAAGGCUCUGUAGAUGAACUAAGAUCUUCUGUCAGCCAGGUUGAUUCUGAUUUGAAAAUGAUCAGGACUGCAGUGGAUAGUUUAGUCUCCUACUCGGUGAAAAUCGAAAAUAACGAGAACAACCUGGAGUCUGUGAAGAGCUCAAUAGAUGACUUGAGGAAUGAUCUGGAAAGGUUGUUUGUGAAAGUAGAAAAAAUACACGAGAAAGUGUAGGUAGCAGUGCUCCUUGUGCAAAUACUGGAUUAAAGAGAAUAGCUUUUGUAUGCCCAUUUUUUUACUCUCCUUAAAAGCCAUUUGAUACCUCCCAGGAGAAUAACCAUACUUUAAACAUAGAGACAGUUCUGCUUAUUUCCUUUAUUUCUCUUUUGUGUAUUUUUUUUCCCAAUUUGUUUUGUGAAAACAGGGGUUUAGCUGGGGCUUKAGUUUCUAAGGGCUCAUCUUCUCUGGAAGGCUGCACCGUGUAGCUGCUGUGCUGUAACUAGGGCACUGCAGCCUCACUAGCACAGGCACAUAUUUCCUGGCAUGAAGGUGUUUCACACGAUGACACUAGGUAUCCCACACAGGAGGGAUAGGGCUGUUUUGGUAUGAAAACCACCUUGCUGGACACACUCAUGAUUUGACUGGUGUGCUUGGAUUAAUAAAGAAAAAAAAAAAAAAAAAAUGAUAGCUAAAACCGUUAGAGCAGUGAACUUGAGCAUGGGGCAGGCCAGAAGUCCUAAGUCAGACCAUAAGGUCUACCACGUAUCAGCCGAGCUGAACUACGUUUGUGUGUGUCCUUAACCUGUGCCAAGGAACUAAGAGGCAAGGGCAUGGCAACCCGAGGGCAGCCUGAGGUAAGUGGCCUUGCUUGGGGCCCAGGCUGUGCCCAGGACACUUUCUGUGCCCAGCUGGCAUGUGGGGAGUUGCUGAGCAGUAGGAGCUGGUUUGGCAGCUGUUUUACAGGGGGAAGAAAGGAGCAAGCGUUGCCCUCAAGAGCGACGGAGAGCAGAGGCACAGAGCAGCGCUGCUCCGCGCCGGUGCUGAGAGCCGGAGCACUGCGUGUCUGCAGAGGCUGGUGGUUCCUCCCCAACGUCUCUCGCUGCUGCUGCAGGUCGGUGCUGAGAAGGGACAUCCGAGCUGAYGGAUGGGGUUAGUUUCAUCAGAGCACGGUAACAUUUUGCCGUGUUCUUGGGCUGUUCACGUGAUGCGGCUGCCUUUUUCCUGUAAAGUCCUAAAUCCMCAUCUAUGGUACAAGACUUUCUGUAGAAACCAUGACAAAUUUGAAAGAGGAGAGAGAAGAACUGAGGUCACAAGCCUGGUCUUCCUUGUACAGCAAGCACAGCAAUAAGCAUAACGCACUCCAGAACACUAAAGGGGGGGAAAUGGGGGUGAAAUCGGCAGAAUUGCUUCUAGGGAAUGUGCAUUUCUAAGUUCUUCCAUAGUCRACAAACACCUGGAUUACCGAUUCAGGACUUGAGGCCUGACCCUUUGUCACUGGUGUCUUCAGGUGUCUGCCUGGGACACUGGAAGUAAAGCAUCCCUCUUCUGACYGGUUGAGAAUAAGUGUCUGAUAGUCUAGAUGAUCAUUUCCAAACCACUUCCUCAUGGAGCUUUCUUGGUUUUGUGUCUUUUGCGGAAGGAUUUCUAAAAUCCCUCCUUUUAAGGUUUUGUAUUGAAUGUUAUCCAAAGAUUUGGGUAUCUGCAUACCCUCAAAAUACUUUGGAAAUAGUGGCCACUGAUGGCUUGUAGAGUGCAGCGUGACCACCUCAGCCUGGGCUAGCCGGAGCUUUGGCCACAUUAAAAAGGAAUUCCUAGAAACAGCAUCUCCAAAAGUGGUAAGUCUGGGAACAGCACAGGUCAAAACAAGUUCCCUUAACUAAGUAAGAUACUCAACCAUUCCCACUGUAAAUAGGAAAGAUUUGCUGACAUAGYAAGAGGGACCCAGGCAUUAGGAUAACUUGGUUGACACUGACCGAACUGCACURUUCUUUGUUGACUUCUCAAGUUUCUGAAUAAUGUUUAGGUUACUGUGAAAGGAACUGUAUGGCUUAUUUGCA